CUUUUGUUGUCCCCAGAAAGAAAAAUGGCCGAUUCACGUAAUGUCAAAACUCUUAGGGCGAGAGAUUAUAGUAAAAUCGUAUAAAAUACCAUCAAAAUAGUGAAAAUAGUGCAUUUCAGUGUUAGUGACGUGUUUCAGUGCAUAUAUUAUAGUGUUCAACAGUGAAUUUUCGGAUUAAAAUCUUAUGGUGACGGAUUUUAGUGUGUAGUUUCUACCUGCUAAAUAGAUGCACAAUGUGAGGGGGACAUGUGGGGCGCUGCGGCGGGGUGGUGGUGCGGCGCGCUGGCGGCGGCCGCGUUGCUGUUGCUGCUGCUCGCCGCGCGCUGCCGCCGCACCCGCAAGCCUCAGCCCACGGAACACCACGUGCACAUAGUCCGUGCGCCGGUGCCGCGGCUGGUGGUGCCGCGGCGCGUGUCGCUGUGCGGGCGAGCGCUGGGCGUGCCGCGCCGCGCGCGCGCCGCGCUGUCGCAGGCGCCGCCCCGCCCCGCCGACGACGUGCCAGACCCGCCCCCGCAGAUCAUCAUCGUCAACAACGCGCCCAGCCCCGCCCCGAACCCAGAGUACAUCCCCAAACUCCCCCUCCCCGAACAGUGGAUGCACAAACGAAUAGACUACAAGUACACUACGAUCCCCCGCCCCCUCGCGCAGAUCGCCGCUGAUUUAGGAGCGGAUCUGUCGCAGGAGUCUCGCGCUAAGAAGUACAGCGCGACGAGAUCGCCCUCGUUGGAGAAAGACGACAAGUCCCCGUUCCUACUGAGCGCCAAGUCGUCGGAUAAAGAUAAAGAGGUAUUCGGUUUUGAUUCGGAAGCCGUCGAGAAAUUGAACGAGAACAUGAGUGAGAGGUCCCCGGAGGGAGAGGAGGCGUCUCCCAGCAACUUGAGGAGGUUCCGAUCAGUCAGCACUAGGCUAAACAUGUGCAGUGUCAAUGAGGGCCCACAUUUAGAGGGUCAGCAAGAGAGAUUAGAAAUGCAGAACUCUCCGAGAGUUGUAGAGUGCAGUUCCGCGAAGGAGAAGUCUUCAGCUCCGAAAUUCGACUUCUCUCCAAAACUAUUAGCCGAAACCAUGGUUUCUCCGAGAUUCUUUACACCCCCUGAAACAGUAUCUCCCAUGUUCUUCGCGGAACCUUCACCAAAGUCAGUAUAUUAUGAUACAGUACGUUCUCCAAAGUUCUUCCCUGAAACUCCUCGCGAUGCCGAGGUGCCGCAGUCACCGAGAGCAUUGGGAGAUCAUCUCAACAGGAACGGAGUGGCGGAGAAGCCUUGCUCACCAAGAGUACUGAACAGACCCAGUCCCAAAGUUCACAGCUACAACAAAGAGAACUACUUCACCUUCGAACAGUCUUGCUUAGAGGACGACAGAGUUAGUGCAAGACCCAGAAAAUAUGGUGGAAGGAAUUCCAUUGAAAAGGAAAGAUUCACUCCUCCAGCUGAUAAAGAAGUUAGGAAAUACAGACGCCAUCAUAGCUGUGAAACUAACUAUAAAACAAUAGAACUUAAUAUUAGUAAAGUGGAAGAUAAUAAAGACUCUGAAACUAAGCUAGGUGAAGAUGUGACUGACUGUUGCCUCAAGAUGGAUACUUUAGAAAUUGAACCUAAAGUAAUAGAAGAGGCAGAGGUAGCGCCGAGUCCUUCCAACACGGCCCACGCGAGGCGACAGAGGCUAAAGUCAAUAUCGUUAGACUCUGACAACGCCAAGAUUAUAGAACAGAACUUAGGACUGCCAAUAGCUAAACAAAUGAAGGAUCAAAUGAAUGAGGCUUACAAGAAUCAGGAGACCAGUACAUCUUGUGAGAGCAUGGAGAGAUACACGCAGAAGACACCGACGACUGAUAGACCGAUGUUCAAAUUCGAAGAGGAGACGAAAGAUAAAAGUACUGAGACGGAGGAACCGAAAUCCCCCGAUGUCAAACAUAAGAAAAGUCUUCGGCAAAGCUCAGAUACACAGUCGUUCUUAGACAUGCCACGGUUCUCCCCUAAAGAGUUUGAAAUAACAGUGACGUCAGAAGAGGGCGCCACAAUAGCCGCCGAAGCGCAAACAAAGAAAAAAGGAAAGAAUCUUCGAAACUUACGAAUAGAUCUCACUAAAAGAGACAGCGAUUUAGAAAAAGAACUUUUGGAAUUCGAGAAAUUAUACACGGAUGCUGAGGAAAAGAAAGUUAAGACACCGACUUUGAAAGUCAAAGCGACUUCUCUAGAUUCUUCAGAAACAGUGAACUUGUCGUUACCACAGAAAAAGACGUUAGAAAUCCCGCAGAAUUCCGUGUCUAUGCCAAACACACCUAAGAGACAACUGAAGAGAAUAUUAGCGCAGAAGAAUGUCAAACAUGACUUUGCUGGUGCGAAGUUAGGCUACAAUUCCUUGCAAUCGAAUGCUGAACAACGUCGCUUAUACAUGAAGGGCCAAGACAGUGGUAUAUACCUCCGAGAGAACCAUGCAGCCCUCAUGUUAUACCAGCCCGGGACCUCUCGCAUGGGGUCUCGCACCAUGGGCUCAUUCGAUGAAAACAUGGCAGACUUUGAGAACACGCCAGAAAUUAACAUAUCUGGUGCUGACAAUAGGACGUACCAUGUCGACACGGGUCAGACCUUAGGGUCAAACUUGUUGAACUACAAACAGAAUCUAAGCGUUUCCAGCACUAAUUUAAAGACACUCCCGGAAGGUGUGCCUUCUGACGAUUUUGAACCAAGUGCGGAAGACGAGAAAAUUACCAAAAAGCUUCACAGAAGGAAUUCUAAUCAAAGUCUAAUGCUUAGCACCCAUAGUCUACAGAGCUCUAACUGUUCUUUAAACAGUGCUGGGGCGUCCUGUCAUAACCUUACUACAGUCAGAACUAGCAUAUCGAACUUCAGCCUAAAUUCUGACAGUAGGCAGAAGAAAUUCUCGAUAGACAGGCGGGAUUCUAACACAUCUCUUGCAAACGCCGAACACUUAACGCCAACCACGCGCGUCACUUGCUCUUCAAGCGGUAAUGUUUCCGGAGAACUGUCCAAAAACUGCCUUCUGCAACGCCGAGGGUCUAACAACAGUCUGACUUUGAAUAUCCUGUCGUCGAACAACUUGAGUCGGCAUUCUAGCAAUAGUUCUCUGAAUAAAGAUGCUAAACCGGGACAGAAAAAAGGUUUGCUCGAACGCAGAAGUUCUAAUACCUCCCUAACUUUGAAUAUUAACCAAUCGAAUCCACAGCUUUCAGUCAACAGAGGUUUGAGCGUAUCAAACUAUAAUUUGAAUGGCUCCACAUGUAAUUUAAGCAGGUAUAACAGUAAUAUUAGCAUUGACAAUCCCCCUACGGAACCGCGGAAGGGUAUUUUAGAAAGAAGGAGCUCAAAUACUUCCCUAACUCUAAACAUACAACCUCGAGAGGAGCCCAGAGACUUGGAAAUUGAUGAAACACUUAUAGAUACGAACCUAAAAGACUUGCCACACAGGGACAAGCAUAGAAAGUCUUUAAGCACAGAGAAUUUGAUACCAAAGUCUUAUAAAAACCGCACGAGACUACGGUCUACUGAUAAAGGCGUAGGUUUCGGGUCACACGACAACCUCUGGUCUACUUCUUACGCUACAGAGCAAGAAUACCCGCAGAACUUAACGUAUGUAUGUGGGGAUCAGGAAAACGAGAUUAUUUACGCUUUUGGGAGACAGGACGAUCCGAAUUUCCAGCAAGGGUUCACGAGAAAUAUUACCACGAAACCUCUGAGCCCUCAGAGUACUUCCGAAGAUUUCCGACUGUAUUUAGCGAAUAUGCAACAUUUGCAAAACGCGUCAAGUGUGCUAUCGAGACAGAAUCUACGAGAUUUGAACGAUGUAUUCCAAAAUGGGUACUCGAAAGUCAAGUGCCAUAGCCUGGGUGAAGGCCAGCACUGCUGCUCAGGCCGUGUCGAAGACAUUGCUAAAGACAACCCUCAAAUGGUGAUCCCAGAUCCAGUUCCCUCUCAACCCUGCUCCGAGUACCAGAAGAUGUUGUUGAGGAACCUUCACCAAGAGUUCUGGGAUAUGCCCACGAACUUCCAGGAGAAGCCCAUAGUGUCCGGGUCUCAUCCCAAGAAUAGGUAUAAGACCAUCCUGCCGAAUGAACACUCCAGGUUUAUUUUAAGAGCUGACCCUGGGUCUACUGAAGGGUAUAUCAAUGCCAAUUAUAUUAAGGGGCAUGAGUACACCAAAAACACAUACAUAGCCACCCAGGGACCCCUACAGAACACCAUCCACGACUUCUGGCUGAUGGUCUACCAGAACACCCUGGAGCACAGCGCCCGCCUUUCAGACCAGCCGUCAGACCCACCCUCAGACGGGUCAGACGCCCCACCUAUUCAGAAAGUGGUCAUGCUAACCAACUUCAUAGAAAACAACAGGCAGAAAUGUGAAAAAUACUUCCCUCUGGAAUUAAACGAGGAAUUCAUAAUCCCCAAUCCGGAUAAUCCGGACGAUGAGAUGGAUGUAUUUGUGGUGAAGAACAGCGGAAUGAUCCGGAAACCCGGGUACACUAUCCGGAACUUGACCGUUGUGUACAACAAGUGUGAUAGUGACAGUGAAGUGACCGUGUACCACUACUGGUUCCAUAAUUGGGCCGAUCACAAGUGUCCUAAGGAUGUGAACGCACUACUAAAUCUAAGUUUGGACGUUCUAAAAGACAAUGUGUACGAUUUCAGUGGUGCAACAGAUUAUAACGAUGACUUGUGUAAGUGUGACACUCCGAAGCAGGACUCGAAGUUUGUGUUUCCUCCGUUGGACCAGCCAGCGCCUUGUGAGAUUACGGUAAAUGUGUCUACACCUUUUGAUUUUAGUAGGGAGACGGCUAGUCCGCCAACUAUAGUUCACUGCUCGGCUGGUAUUGGCCGGACGGGGUGUUUGCUGGCUAUCCUGAAUGGUAUCAAGCAACUUACUAUAGAGCACAAGGUGGAUGUGCUGGGUAUAGUGUGUAAUAUGAGGUUGAACCGAGGCGGGAUGGUGCAGAACUCGGAGCAGUACGAACUGAUUCACAAGGUGUUGUGUCUGUACGAGCAGGCCUGUUUGCCGUUAUAGCUGUGUUAGGGUUCUUAUUAAGGCCUGGUUUUGUUGUGGUUUUGCGGUGAUAAUAAUGAUUGAAUUUUCUCUUCAAAAAAGGACUUGCAAUUUAUAAUAAAAGAGAAAAAAAUAUUAAAGAUGCAAUUGAAUAUUUGUCAAAUACAAAAGAAAACAAAUUAAAAAAAAUGUUACAUAUAUGUUUCCUAAAUAAAUAUUGUAUUUCAAUGUAAGAAUAUGUAACUUACAGAGACAAACAAUUGAUUUUAAACUCUACGGCUGUUAGAAUAAGGUUCAAAAUAAAAAUGCGCUCAAUAAAAAUGCGCUCAAUGUUUAAUAUAUUAAACAAUAAAUAUACCAGGAUAUGUACAAACAAUAUUUACAUAAGACAAUGGAAAAUCGGUAACAUUGUAACAACAAAUAAAUUAAAUGCUAUAAAUAUUUAUAAAAACACGGAAAUAGUAUCUAGUAUGGUCAAUAUGCUAAUAAGUACUAAAACGAAGCAACCAAGCUGUUUUAAAUCAAUAUAAAAACAUGAUCUUCUAAUUAUGACACUUAACAUUAUUAACACAAGACUCUAUUUUAAUUAAAACUAGAAAUAGUCUUGUGAUGUAUCAAAAUAGUUUCUGCCAGAUUGAUUUAAAUUGGUCCAGUAGUUCCUGAAAUUAGCACUUUCAAUCAAACAAACACAGCUUUAUAAUAUUACUAUAGAUUUUCUGUCAUUAGAAAAUGGACCUUCUAGCAACGCAAUUAAAGUUGAUCUUUUACUAUACAAUAAUUCCAGAGUUUCCGAUGUUACCAGUGAACAAAAAAAACUCUUCAAAUUAAUUUUAGCACUAGUAAAACCUUUUUACUACAGUGUUUAAAAUUAAUAUCAAUUCUUUAAUGGGUAGUUGCAUCAAUAUACAAAAUAUUCAUAUCUUUAUGAGAAAAGAGACAAAUUAAUUUAAGAACUUAUUUUUUUUAUGUGUUUUACAAUACUGACACAUAUUUUUACUUUACUAAAAACUAUAAUCUGCCUAGCCUAGACUAAACUGUCAAAAAUAUCGGGUAACUGAGUUGAGAAGGUCAGAUAGGCAGUCGCUCCUUGUGGCACGCUGGUACUCAGCUGCAUGCGGUUAGACUGGAAGCCGACCAAAACAUAGUUGGAGAAAAGGCUCGGGAGAUGAUGAAAUAAGUAAUAACAUUAUAUUUUGAUGUAACUACCUGUUAUGCAGUGGCAAACUAGCUUUUGUCUGCGGCUUCGCUCCUGUGUCCUGCACAGGAACCGAGCAUUUUCUGCGAUAAAAGCCCACGUCACUAUGUCAAUUAAACACCUUUGCUAAAAAUCUCUCUGUCUAAACCACGGAGAACAAAAUGACUAGCGGGGAUGCCAUAAAGGAAAAUCUCCUAAGAAAGUAGCGCGACAACAUGCGGGUGUUCGGGGGACGAGGAACGUUACUGUCUUCUCCCUUACACACCUUUUUUGGACCAAAAAUCCUUUACAGAUAUCUCAAAGAAUCUGAAUGUCGAGUUAGUUCACUCGUAACUGAUCGUUUUUGUCAUGCCAACCGCGCGUAUUUGAGCUAGAAGAAGGCGCCUGACCUACCUGCAUUAUGGCAUCGCCGCUCAUCUUUCCUUACUCCAUGGUCUAAACCAACAAUAGUAGUUGAAGAGAUUGCAUUCAAAAUACCAAUACUACACCAAUUUUAUAAUUGUUUCUAAAAAAUACAAGAAAUGUGACUGCUGAACCUCUUCCUUUUCGGGGAGUCGGUCAAAAAGACUUUUACUAAGUUAUGAUUGAGUUUGAAAACUAAUGUAAAAACGCCUGUUGAUAGAUAGAUAUUUGGUUGCUGUAAAAUAUUUGCAAAUUAUCUCUAUUUUUCAAACUAUUGAGCCAAUACAAACUAUUUAAAAAAAAUUCUAUAACAUCAUGACAUUGCUUUUAAUACUUUUAUUUUGAUAAAGGGUCCCUAAUUUAUAUUUAUUUUGGUCACUGUACACGGGAAAAGUAUUCCAUUAUUAUUACUAAACAAAAUAUCGUGAAAUCACCGCAAAACUACAGCAAAGCCAGGCGAAGGCACAAGUGAUCUAUUAAAUAGCUAAAGCUUUAUAUAAAUAAAUAUAUUUGUUUUCGCGCACCGUGUUAUAUAUAGAACAUUGUGAAUAGACAGAUUUACUAACGGACGAUUGUCGGCCAUUAUGACAACUUAAAACAUUUUUAUAUCUUGAAUAUACUUUUUAAAUCUGGCUGUCAUUGAACGUUUACGGCAGUCGUUACGGGUAGUCAGAAGCCAGUAAGUCUGACGCCAGUGUAACCAAAGGGUAUCGGGUUGCCGGGGUAACUGGGUUGAGGAGGUCAGAUAGGCAAUCGCUCCUUGUAAAGCACUGGUACUCAGCUGUAUACGGUUAGACUGGAAGCCAACCCCAACAUAGUUGGGAAAGGCCUAGGGAGAUGAAAUAAAUUAUAUAUUUCUAAAAUAAAUAUAUUUCUGAGUGUGUUAAUUCAGUUCAUAAAAGCUUUAGUCAGAUUUAAAGAAGAACUUUUAACUGAAUUAUAAAACAGACUUAUUCAAAAUUUAUUAAAAAAAUACUUAAUACUUACUUUUUAAUAAAUUUUGAAUUCCUUGUCAAAAUAUUUCUUUUUUUAAUAUUUGAUAGUCUUCUGAUGUCCGACAAUUGCCCGUUUUUCCCUAGUGUUAAGUUUUUGUGUUAGUCAUCCCGUGUGAAAGACGAAUAAGUAAUAAUUACUAUGAAAGCUGGCAACAUUGCUUUUGUAAUGUUGAUUUUUUUUUUGCACGGCAACUAAUGUACUAAGUAGGAUUUUUUCAAUAUUGUGAAAUGUUUUAUUAUAAAAGUGGAAUAGAAUAAAUAAAAGGUAUAUAAAAUGAAUCUGUAAAAAAUACGAAUUAAUGCUUUUCCGGAUACUUUACAAGUUGAAGACCUAUUAUUGUUCGCUUUAAAUAGAAAAGUUGCCAGUGACAAAAAGUGUUUUGCCAAAAAAACAUGAACAAUGUUGCCAGCAUCAAUAAAAUAAAAUGUGUGUAGAAUAAUUUUUAGUCUUUUUCUUGGAUCGCACAAUUUUUUCUUAAUGAAGCAGAUUUGUUGUAUAUUUUAUAGAUUUAAUUAAUUAAAUAUUUUAUUAGAUAACAAACAGAAAUAUAGGAGUAAUAAUUUAUUCUCUGUAAGUAGAUAGAUUUUUUAUUUUUAUUUAUUUUCUUUUUCUUUGUAAAAAUAGGCUAAGAGGAUUUUAGACGGCAUUUAAAAAUAAAUAAAUAUUAAUGUAUAUUAUACUAUGUGUGUAUGUGUAUUUUUUUAUUUCAUUUAAUGCAGUGAAAUAUACAUUGUAGUACAAAAUUA
Helicoverpa zea (corn earworm) is the source of this 8334-nucleotide messenger RNA. RefSeq lists its product as uncharacterized. Bases 247 to 5016 code for a protein of 1589 amino acids. The record is from RefSeq and is a predicted model, not a curated record. The transcript has 4 exons. Gene Ontology annotation, biological process: protein dephosphorylation. NCBI's taxonomy places the organism in Eukaryota, Metazoa, Arthropoda, Insecta, Lepidoptera, Noctuidae. Gene Ontology annotation, molecular function: protein tyrosine phosphatase activity.